Molecule: messenger RNA, 273 nt
Organism: Stylonychia lemnae
Lineage: Eukaryota; Ciliophora; Spirotrichea; Sporadotrichida; Oxytrichidae
Source: the annotation of a GenBank genome assembly
AUGAAUAUCAUUAUGAAAGCUGUGGGAAAUGCUAUUAAAAAAGGCAGAAUCUUAAGAAUAGUUGAAGCAGCUUAAUUUUCAAAACUUAUUUUUUAUAACUCAAAAAAGAUCAGCUCAAUCACUAAUGUUACUACUACUAUUGUAAAAAUAUAAGUUAGAAAUUUCUUUAUUCUUUUGUUUGAACCUAUUCUAGUCCUAGAAGGUUAAAUUUAUGAUGAGUUUGAGAUAACUAAGCUUCAUCUUUAAAAUCAUAAGAAGCAUUUUGAUCAUUGA